AUGGGUUUAUGUUUAUCUGCUGAGGAAAAAGAAUCACGGUUACGGAGUUAUCAAAUCGACAAACAGAUUGAAGAGGAUAGUCGAAGGUUCAAGAAAGAAUGUAAAAUUCUUCUGUUAGGGUCAGGAGAAUCGGGAAAGUCAACGAUAGUCAAACAAAUGAAAAUAAUACAUCAAAAUGGUUAUACCAAAGAUGAGUUAGCGCUUUACCGAAUAACGGUUUAUAAAAAUCUUGUUGACUCGGCACAAGCCCUUGUUUAUGCGAUGAAAAAAUUUCGAAAAGAGCCUCGAAUUCCUGAAAAUAGAGGAUUUGCUGAAAAAAUUUUGGAAUAUUAUGUUGAAUCCGACCCUGCUUUUCAACUAAGUUCAGAAAUUGUUGAUGCGAUUGAUGCUGUUUGGAGUGAUCCAAUAUCAUCAGAACUAAUGGAUCAACAAAGUCAUUUUUAUUUGAUGGAUUCUGCUCCCUAUUUCUUUGAUGAAGUAAAGCGGAUUGGAGCUAAUGGUUAUAUUCCAGAUGAAGCAGACGUUCUGCGCGCAAGAACCAAAACCACAGGAAUAUCAGAAACAAGAUUUAAUAUGGGUCAACUAAGCAUACAUAUGUUUGAUGUAGGUGGUCAGAGAUCAGAACGAAAAAAAUGGAUUCAUUGCUUUGAAGCUGUUACAUCAAUUAUAUUUUGUGUAGCUUUGAGUGAAUACGACCAGGUUUUGCUGGAAGAAAAUGGCCAGAAUCGUAUGAGAGAAAGUCUUAUAUUGUUUGAGUCAGUUAUUAAUAGUCGAUGGUUUUUACGAACUUCUAUUAUCUUGUUUCUUAACAAAAUUGACCUGUUCAGAAGAAAACUACCGAGAGUACCUCUUGAAAGAUAUUUUUCCGAGUAUUCUGGGGGAGCUGAUGUAAAUAAAGCCGCAAAGUAUAUAUUAUGGAGAUUUACACAAACCAAUCGAGCCCGACUUAAUAUAUAUCCACAUCUUACACAGGCUACUGAUACAUCGAACGUAAGCGGAUUAUAA
Funneliformis caledonium is the source of this 1005-nucleotide messenger RNA. NCBI's taxonomy places the organism in Eukaryota, Fungi, Glomeromycota, Glomeromycetes, Glomerales, Glomeraceae. The record is from the annotation of a GenBank genome assembly.